Molecule: messenger RNA, 2122 nt
Organism: Glossina fuscipes
Lineage: Eukaryota; Metazoa; Arthropoda; Insecta; Diptera; Glossinidae
Gene: Wee1
Product: wee1-like protein kinase
Exons: 4
Coding region: 116-1876 (586 amino acids)
Biological process (GO): protein phosphorylation; mitotic cell cycle
Cellular component (GO): nucleus
Molecular function (GO): ATP binding; magnesium ion binding; non-membrane spanning protein tyrosine kinase activity
Source: RefSeq, a predicted model, not a curated record
UUAGACAAUUUGCUGGUUUAUGUCAUAUUAUUUUAAAAAUUUUUGUGUUAAAUGAGUGGAAUUGAAGUGUAAAAAAUUGAAAAAAAAGGAUAUUUUACUCGACUUUUUUCUUAUAAUGGCCUUUCGCACACAAGCUACCGGCACAUUUUCAGACAUUGAAAUGAAGUCACCUUCUCCGCUCUCAAUUCAACCACGUAAAUUACGCUUUGCGUCGUCUGAUAAAGAUGAUGACGAUAAGGACAGUGCCGAACGAUUGGGUAGAGUUACGCGAAGUCGAGUAAAAUUGGAUUACAGUUUUGAAGAAAAUGAGAAACUCAAAAAACUCUCAGCGUCUUCAAUAUCACCGCCUUAUCGUAAAGUACGAGCAUUACGGCUUUUUGACACACCAGCUACCCCAAAAACUAUUUUGGAAAAAUCUUCAGGAAAUCAUUUGUCUGGAGUUGCGGCAGCCGAGUCUACGAAAAAGCAAGAAAUGCUAUUCAUGAAAACCUUAGAGAGGCCACGCUCGUUACCAUUGCACAGAGCUCUAGACAACGUCAUGCAACCGCAGACAGCUAAUGUAAAUCCAUUUACACCAGAUAGUUUGAUGGCUCACAAUAAGAAACGUUACCGCACGCCAGGUAUUGAGAAUCUCAAUAACCGAUCUUUGCAAUUAUUUCUCAAUACUAAUGACGAUAUGUUGAAUGAUGCAGAAGGUGAAAAUACGCCUGAAAUAAAUCAGGCUCCUAAAAGAUUGGCUCUACAGGAUACCAAUAUAAGUCGUUAUAAAAAGGAAUUCCUAGAAUUAGCUGUUAUAGGAGUUGGGCAGUUUGGAAAAGUCUAUCAGUGUCUUAAUCGUUUAGAUGGCUGCAUUUACGCAAUUAAGAAAAGUAUUAAACCGGUAGCGGGCAGUUCGUUUGAGAAACGUGCUUUAAAUGAAGUAUGGGCCCACGCUGUGUUAGGAAAACAUGACAAUGUUGUCCGGUAUUAUUCUGCUUGGGCAGAAGAUAACCAUAUGCUUAUACAAAAUGAGUACUGCAAUGGCGGUAGCUUGCAAUCUCUCCUGCAGGAACGUUCGCUGGUAGAAUCUGAACUGAAAAUAUUAUUAUUACAUGUAGCCGAGGGACUACGUUAUAUACAUUCCAAUGAUUUAGUUCACAUGGAUUUAAAAUCAGGAAAUAUCUUUUUUACAAAAAUGCCUUCAGCGCAUAAAUCGCCAAUGCCACCGUUAACGAAAGAAUGCUAUGAAACAGGGAUGGACGGCAUUUAUGAAGAGCUAAGCAAUACCGAUUGGAUAAUAACCUAUAAAAUUGGCGAUUUAGGACAUGUUACUUCAGUAAAAGAGCCAUGUGUAGAGGAGGGUGAUUGCCGUUACUUGCCUAGAGAAAUUCUAGACGACGAUUUCUCUAAUUUAUUUAAAGCCGACAUAUUUGCUUUGGGUUUAACUUUGUUUGAAGCUGCCGGAGGAGGGACUCUGGCUAAAAACGGGCCCGAAUGGCAUGAUUUAAGAGAUGGUAAUAUUCCAUAUAUAACUUCGUUAAGUAAAGAAUUCAAUGACGUCCUUAAGGCCAUGACACAUCCAGAUCCGAAACAACGUCCUUCCUCAACGUCGAUUUUUAAUCAUCCAAUUCUAAAUGCUUUGGAAUCUAAGAGCAAAGCCCAACUUAGUCAAGAAUUGACUAUAGAAAAAGGGAAAAACGAAAUACUUUUGCGUAAAUUGCGUGAAGCCAGAAAAGCCAUCAAAGCUUUGGAACAAAAUGCGAAAAAUCAUCAAAGCCCUCUCAUGUCGGAACAACGCUGCUUGCGUUCGCUUACACGUAAAACACAAUCUACGUCCUGCCUUAAAUCUAAAUUAGAUAGCAAACGCAAAAAUAUAAUCAAUAAGUUGCAGUAUUAAAACUUGUUAAUCAUUUCCUUCCAGCUACUACCAAUCUAUCUAAUACGCAAUGUCCAUCUCUUCAAUACUCCAUAUAAUCAAUACUAUAACAAAACCUGCUCUUCAAUAAUUGCUUAAUUUGAACUUCUAUUUACUUUACUCUAUUUUUUAUCUUCUUAUUUUGUGUUUUAAUAGCAAUUAAAAGAGACUUAGCUUUAUUAUUCACCGGUAAUACUGUUCUAUAAAAAAAAAAAAAAAAAAAAAAAA